AUGUUCCCAUGUGAUUUGUAUUUAUAUGCAAAAUUUUGGGAUGAAUUUGGACAUGGAGCGGUGGAUGUAGAUGGAUUGACAACUACGGACAGUUUGUUGAAGGGUGGGUAUCAGGAUGUUCCUUGUUUGCAAUAUGGAGAAAAUAUUGAUGUUGACGCAGCGAUCAGUUUUGUUACAUGA
Loa loa (African eye worm) is the source of this 180-nucleotide messenger RNA. RefSeq lists its product as hypothetical. The transcript has a single exon. Bases 1 to 180 code for a protein of 59 amino acids. NCBI's taxonomy places the organism in Eukaryota, Metazoa, Nematoda, Chromadorea, Rhabditida, Onchocercidae. The record is from RefSeq and is a predicted model, not a curated record.